This is a messenger RNA of Arabidopsis lyrata subsp. lyrata, 2132 nucleotides long. Its product is annotated as CBL-interacting serine/threonine-protein kinase 2. The record is from RefSeq and is a predicted model, not a curated record. NCBI's taxonomy places the organism in Eukaryota, Viridiplantae, Streptophyta, Magnoliopsida, Brassicales, Brassicaceae. Gene Ontology annotation, biological process: signal transduction; protein phosphorylation. Bases 446 to 1819 code for a protein of 457 amino acids. The transcript has a single exon. Gene Ontology annotation, molecular function: ATP binding; protein kinase activity.
UUAGAUUUUCCGUUUUGUUAAAAUAAAAUCCCAAAAAUAAAAAUUAUAGAAUUUAGACAGAGGAGCAGAACUGAGUCCACUAGUCAAAACAGAGAUCCGUUCGUCCUCUUUUGUCUUUCGGAUUCAUUUUUCAAAUCGGUUUCAUCAAAAGAGAGAGGUUAUUGAUUCUUCUUCCUUUCUCUUUCGAAUUGGUUUCUCUUGGUCUUGCUUCUCAAUCUUUUUGUUACAGGAGAUAUCGAAAUCGGUUUUUUUUUUUUUUUUGUGUUGUUGGUCUAAAAGGUUAGACUUUUAAGUCCUGAUCCAAUUGUGCUUUUUGGUUUUUAAAACCCCGUUUGAUUCAGUAGUAGUUAACCUGACUUGAUUUGGAUUGCUAGUAAGGAUCAACCAACUGGGAAUAAGACUCAAAUGUUUUGAGGUAGCAGUUUGAAGUUUGUAGAUUUUAAGGAUGGAGAACAAACCAAGUGUAUUAACUAAAAGAUAUGAAGUUGGGAGGUUAUUGGGUCAAGGUACUUUUGCUAAAGUUUAUUAUGGAAGGAGUAUUCAUACCAACGAGAGUGUAGCUAUCAAGAUGAUUGACAAGGACAAAGUUAUGAGAGUCGGGCUUAGCGAGCAAAUCAAGAGAGAGAUCUCUGUGAUGAGGAUCGCUAAACACCCGAAUGUCGUGGAGUUAUACGAGGUUAUGGCAACAAAGUCGAGGAUUUACUUUGUUAUUGAGUAUUGUAAAGGUGGUGAGCUUUUCAACAAGGUUGCAAAAGGGAAACUUAGAGAGGAUGUUGCUUGGAAGUAUUUUUAUCAGCUUAUUAGCGGGGUUGAUUUUUGUCAUAGUCGCGGAGUGUAUCACCGCGACAUUAAGCCAGAGAAUCUGUUGUUGGAUGACAAUGAUAAUCUUAAGAUAUCUGAUUUUGGUUUAAGCGCGCUUGCUGAUUGCAAGCGUCAAGAUGGUCUUUUACAUACAACUUGUGGUACACCUGCUUAUGUUGCGCCCGAGGUUAUUAACCGAAAAGGAUAUGAUGGUACGAAAGCUGAUAUUUGGUCUUGCGGUGUUGUCUUGUUUGUUCUUUUGGCUGGUUAUCUCCCUUUCCAUGACUCUAAUCUAAUGGAGAUGUAUAGGAAGAUAGGUAAAGCAGAGUUCAAGUGUCCCAGCUGGUUUGCCCCUGAAGUAAAGAGACUAUUGUGUAAGAUGUUUGACCCUAACCAUGAGACUAGAAUCACUAUUGCAAAAAUCAAGGAGAGUUCUUGGUUCAGAAAAGGUUUGCAUUUGAAGCAAAAAAAGAUGGAAAAGAUGGAGAAACAACAAGUCAGAGAGGCUACUAAUCACAUGGAAGCUGGAGGUUCAGGUCUAAAUGAAAACAGAGAAAACCACGAGCCGCCUCGGCUUGCUACCUUGAAUGCUUUCGAUAUUAUCGCAUUGUCUACGGGGUUUGGUUUGGCAGGACUUUUCGGGGACUUAUAUGACAAGCGAGAAUCUAGAUUCGCAUCUCAAAAACCUGCUUCAGAGAUCAUUUCUAAGCUAGAGGAGGUUGCCAAGUACCUGAAGCUGAAGAUAAGAAAGCAAGGCGCAGGCGUGUUCAAACUGGAACGAUUAAAGGAAGGUAAAAAAGGGAUUUUGACGAUGGAUGCAGAGAUAUUCCAAGUGACACCAACGUUUCACCUGGUGGAAGUGAAGAAAUAUAAUGGAGACACAAUGGAGUACCAGAAGUUAAUGGAGGAGGAUCUUAGGCCUGCUCUGGCAGAUAUUGUUUGGGUUUGGCAAGGAGAGAAGGAGAAAGACGAGCAGUUACUGCAGGAUGAACAAGGAGAGCAAGACCAUUGUAGCUAGACUUCAUAGAAAACAGAAGCAAUGACAAGAAUUGUAGCAGGAAACAUGAAGAAGAGAAACACUAUCGCGGCUUCAGAAGCAUCAAGAACCUCUUAACGAACGAUAGCCUGUGACAAACAAAAGCAGAGGAAGGAAAAGAGGAACAAUUGCACAAAUUGAUUGAUUCUUUACAUAGAGUACAAAAAUUGUAGAUAGUUGAUUGUUUGUAACAAUUACGAGCUAUUUUUUUUAACCUUGCAUCUUGUGAAGUUUUGAACUUGUAUUGUUUCAUGAGUACAGUAAUUGAAUUUAUUAAGAGUUUGGUUGAUAAAUA